Molecule: messenger RNA, 1504 nt
Organism: Ochotona curzoniae (black-lipped pika)
Lineage: Eukaryota; Metazoa; Chordata; Mammalia; Lagomorpha; Ochotonidae
Gene: KCNS1
Product: potassium voltage-gated channel modifier subfamily S member 1
Exons: 2
Coding region: 5-1504 (499 amino acids)
Biological process (GO): protein homooligomerization; potassium ion transmembrane transport; regulation of delayed rectifier potassium channel activity
Cellular component (GO): membrane; voltage-gated potassium channel complex
Molecular function (GO): delayed rectifier potassium channel activity; protein binding
Source: RefSeq, a predicted model, not a curated record
GGCCAUGGUGAGCGAGUGCCCCGGCCGCGGCGCCGGAGUGCCCUGGCGGCGAAGCGACGAGGCGCUGCGCGUGAACGUGGGCGGCGUGCGUCGGUGUCUGAGCGCACGCGCCCUAGCGCGCUUCCCGGGCACGCGGCUGGGCCGCCUGCAGGCCGCGGCGUCCGAGGAGCAGGCGCGGCGCCUUUGCGACGACUACGACGCGGCCGCGCGCGAGUUCUACUUCGACCGCCACCCGGGCUUCUUCCUGGGCCUGCUGCACUUCUACCGCACCGGCCGGCUGCACGUGCUGGACGAGCUGUGCGUCUUCGCCUUCGGCCAGGAAGCCGACUACUGGGGCCUGGGCGAAAGCGCACUGGCGGCGUGCUGUCGCGGCCGCUACCUGGAGCGGCGUGUGGCGCGGCCGCGAGCCUGGGACGAAGACAGCGACACACCGAGCAGUGUGGACCCGUGCCCGGAUGAGAUCUCCGACGUGCAGCGCGAGCUGGCGCGCUAUGGCGCAGCGCGCUGCGGCCGCCUGCGCCGCCGCCUCUGGCUCACCAUGGAGAACCCGGGCUACUCCUUGCCCAGCAAGCUCUUCAGCUGCGUCUCCAUAGGCGUGGUGCUCGCCUCCAUCGCCGCCAUGUGCAUCCACAGCCUGCCCGAGUACCAGGCCCGCGAGGCGGCAGCAGCCGUGGCCGCGGUGGCCGCGGGCCGCAGCGCCGAGGAGGCGCGUGACGACGAUCCGGUGCUGCGGCGCCUGGAGUACUUCUGCAUCGCCUGGUUCAGCUUUGAGGUGUCGUCGCGCCUGCUGCUGGCGCCCAGCACGCGCAACUUCUUCUGCCACCCGCUUAACCUCAUCGACAUCGUGUCGGUGCUGCCUUUCUAUCUCACGCUGCUGGCCGGCGUGGCGCUGGGCGACCGGCGCGGCGCAGGCGGCGAGGAGCUCGGCGACCUGGGCAAAGUAGUACAGGUGUUUCGCCUCAUGCGCAUCUUCCGCGUGCUCAAAUUGGCACGCCACUCCACCGGACUGCGCUCGCUGGGCGCCACGCUCAAGCACAGCUACCGUGAGGUGGGCAUCUUACUGUUGUACCUGGCCGUGGGCGUGUCUGUGUUCUCCGGUGUGGCGUACACAGCCGAGAAGGAGGAGGAUGUGGGCUUUGACACCAUUCCAGCCUGCUGGUGGUGGGGCACUGUAAGCAUGACCACGGUGGGCUACGGGGAUGUGGUGCCAGUGACAGUGGUUGGCAAGCUGGCGGCCUCAGGCUGCAUCCUGGGCGGCAUCCUGGUGGUGGCACUCCCGAUCACCAUCAUCUUCAACAAAUUCUCCCACUUCUACCGGCGCCAGAAGGCCCUGGAGGCAGCUGUGCGCAACAGCGACCACCGGCACUUCGAGGACUUGCUGAGCAGUGUGGACGGAGUGUCGGAGGCGUCCCUGGAAACAUCCCGAGAGGCUUCGCGGGAGGGACAGUUUGCAGACCUGGAGACCCAGCCCCCGGGCGAGCCUCCCGACUCCGGGCGAUACUAA